Messenger RNA from Camelina sativa (false flax), 1329 nucleotides. RefSeq names its product putative fasciclin-like arabinogalactan protein 20. The record is from RefSeq and is a predicted model, not a curated record. Lineage: Eukaryota; Viridiplantae; Streptophyta; Magnoliopsida; Brassicales; Brassicaceae.
AUGGUGUUGUUGUUACUUGUUAGGAUAGGUUAUCUGACAUUGAAUGCAUUUUUGGUGGACUAUACAACUGUAACUUCCUUCCCCUGCAACGGCUUUUCUCAUCGAGAAACCAAAAGAGAAAGCUCCAAGAACGCAUCAAUGGCGUCGAAGCUUCUAACUACCUUCUUCCUCGUAUUUUUCGUUCUCGAUCUAAAUCUCGUCGCACCUUCUCUGACAUCUCUUUCAUCCGCCGUGGAAGUCCUCUCCGAUUCAAGCUACUUCUCCAUGGGACUCACUCUAAAGCUCGCGAACCAAGAUCUAAACCUCGACGAUUGGCAAGAACUCACCAUCUUCGCACCUUCUGAUCAAGCUUUCACCAGAUCCGGUCAACCUUCGCUUCUCAAAAUCAAGUACCAGCUCUCUCCGACGAGACUCUCCGGUGAAUCCCUAAGAAACCUCCCGAACGGCGCCAAAAUCCCUACUCUCAGAUCUAACUCAUCUCUCGUCGUCACCAAUUCUUCACGAUUCGGAGACGGCAAAGCUUCGAUCAACGGCGUCGUGGUCCAAGACUCCCCUGUUUUUGACGACGGCUACAUCGCGAUUUACGGAUCCGACGAGUUUUUCACAUCCCCGACGAAGAUCUCCGACGAUUCACCAUCGUCUUCUUCAGUCCCAAACCCUACCUCAUCAUCUACUGGUUCGAUCCCAAUCCCUAGUUCAGCGACUCGUACUGCUCCAAGUCCUCCUAAUAGAUCUAAACCAGUAGUGAACUGCUUUAACAUCUUUGAAUCGGCUUCAAGAUUGUUAAUCUCGAGAGGCUUCGUGAUCAUGGCCACGUUUCUCGCUCUGCAAUUAGAAACUUCAGGAAACAACGACACCAAGAUGAUCACAGUCUUUGCUCCGAUCGACGAGGCGAUUCCAAAUCCAACCACCAAAUUCUCCGAUUACGCUACUAUCUUCAGAGGGCACGUGAUCAAUCGUCUUGUCUCUUGGAAAGAUCUUCAGAAACUGGCUUGGGAAGGAUCGAUUCUGCAAACUGUUCUCAAAGGGUAUGAAAUUGAGGUUUCUUGGUCUGGUGAUAUACUUCUUCUCAAUGGAGUCCCACUCAUCUAUCCAGAUAUGUUUGUCAACGAUUGCAUUGCUGUUCAUGGCUUUAACCAGAUGAUUGAACCGAAAGAGAAACAGGUUGANUCGAGAAACCAAAAGAGAAAGCUCCAAGAACGCAUCAAUGGCGUCGAAGCUUCUAACUACCUUCUUCCUCGUAUUUUUCGUUCUCGAUCUAAAUCUCGUCGCACCUUCUCUGACAUCUCNUACUCUUCUCAGUUAGGUGACUAUGAUGGUCUUCACUGA